AUGCUUCCUGACCGCAUAGAUGGCAAACAAGCCGAGGAGCUCUUUGCGCGGCUUGACGGGCCUGGGCGAGGAUACCUGGGAGCCGGGAAGGUUCUCCGCAUAUUGUGCUCGGAUACCUUUACUCAGCGCCCCGGCGUUGCGCGGGCUGUCGCAGCAGCGUCGGUGAGAGCUUCCGGUGGGCGCCUGUGCAAGGAGGCCUUUCUAGAGGCUGUCCGCGCUGGACAGUCGAGCGCUGCCACGGAAGAGUCUGUGCCAACGCUGCGUGUGAAGCUGUCGGACCUCUUCGAGCCUCCGGUUCCCACAGCACGCUGCCGCAGGGCCACUGCGUCCUCUUCCAAGCGGGUCGCGGCCUCGCCUUUUGCCGGGCCCACUUCUGGGGUUGCCUUGGAGGAGUGGGCAUCUCGACGCUUUGCCAGCAGCCUGCGCACGCACAAGGCCAGCCCCAAGACCAUGAGCGGACGGAAGCGCGAGGGUGAUGGCGCGCCAGGCGUGGGCUGCUGCGGCAAGAGCUGUGCAGCUCGGUUUUAG
Messenger RNA from Effrenium voratum, 528 nucleotides. The record is from the annotation of a GenBank genome assembly. NCBI's taxonomy places the organism in Eukaryota, Dinophyceae, Suessiales, Symbiodiniaceae.